AUGUCAGACGCCGACACAGAAUCGCCGGCUCAGCGUUCAGCUCGUCUGCGCCGCGAGAAGCGCAAUGCAAAGAUCCAGGCCGAGGGUUCGGACAGAUUGGCACGAAUCACGCAGUUGAGUGGAAGACCAGCUCCUGCACCUGAAGAGCCAUCCAUGAAGCAAACUCCUACCAAGCCCGCACAAGCUACGCCAACAAAGACACCACAGCAGGCAUCCGUUGAAGACCCCGACGAGGUCGACAUUUCCGAGCACUACUGGACACCCACUCCUUCAGAUCAGACCCAGCUCGCCCGCCUACAGCAACAACAGCAACAGUCUCCCUUUGCGCGACCAGGCCAACAAGAUGAGGAUCCUAUGCUCAAGAUGAUGCAGUCAUUGCUGAGUGGAGAUCCUUCAGCAGCAGGUGGCAUCCCAGACUCGGCCAUGGACGACCUGCCUCCCAUGCUCAAGGCUAUGAUGCAAGGUCAACGCGCAACCCAACAGCAAGCCUCACCACCCACUGGCUCAACCUACCUCUGGCGCAUCGUUCACGCCGUCUUUGCUCUCGCUUUGGGCAUCUACAUCGCAGCCAGUGGUACUUUCAACGGCAGCAAGCUCUCACGCUCAACUUCACUUCAAGAGUCAGACUUUGGCCCUAGGCUUUUCUACAUUUUCGCAACUGCAGAAGUCGUGCUGCAAUCCAGCAGGUACUUUAUGGAGAAGGGAAGGUUGCAAGGAAGUGGAUGGUUGGCUACCAUUGCCAAUUCAGGUCUGGUGCCUCAGCCAUAUUCCAACUACAUCAGCAUGUUGGGCAGAUAUGCUGUCAUUUGGCAGACGGUUGUUGCAGAUGCCAUGGUCGUUGUCUUUGUCCUGGGCUGUCUUGCUUGGUGGAAUGGCAUGGCUACUGCUUAG
This is a messenger RNA of Aureobasidium melanogenum CBS 110374, 891 nucleotides long. RefSeq lists its product as uncharacterized. Gene Ontology annotation, biological process: retrograde vesicle-mediated transport, Golgi to endoplasmic reticulum. Lineage: Eukaryota; Fungi; Ascomycota; Dothideomycetes; Dothideales; Saccotheciaceae. The coding region runs from base 1 to 891 and encodes 296 amino acids. The transcript has 2 exons. The record is from RefSeq and is a predicted model, not a curated record.